Molecule: messenger RNA, 1972 nt
Organism: Acyrthosiphon pisum (pea aphid)
Lineage: Eukaryota; Metazoa; Arthropoda; Insecta; Hemiptera; Aphididae
Gene: Set8
Product: SET domain containing 8
Exons: 13
Coding region: 420-1871 (483 amino acids)
Biological process (GO): regulation of DNA damage response, signal transduction by p53 class mediator; regulation of transcription by RNA polymerase II
Cellular component (GO): polytene chromosome; nucleus
Molecular function (GO): protein binding; transcription regulator activity; histone H4K20 methyltransferase activity
Source: RefSeq, a predicted model, not a curated record
AUUUUGAAAUAUAUUUUUUUUGUUUUCCACUUCUCACCGUAAGCAAUAGCCUUGAAUGGAGCUUGCGAUUCUAUAAUGUUGGCAAUGCGUCAAAAUUAACUGAAAAAAUGAUAACAUGGUAUCGACCAAUGGGACGUCGCAUUAUGGCGUUUGAUUUGCAUUUUCAUUAGAUAAUUUGUACUCUACCAUUUCUCCCGAUGAUUUUUAAAACAUAUAAAAAAAUGUACGGAAAAGUUACAAACGACAAUUUUUUCCCAUCAAAAUAUAAAUGCUAUUAAGCAUUCACUUUCAACCUAUGAGCAUUGAGCACAAGAGAGGUUGAUGAAUUGACAUCUUGACAGUUAUUAGUUAAGUGAUACUGAGAUUUAAAAUUAAAAGAAUUAGGUACCUACUCGUGUUUAAUUCCGAGCACCCUCAAAAUGGUUAAAAAUAAAAGUAGCCGAUCGGCCACUCAAAAUAGCAGUGCAACAAAUAAACGCCCUCAAGGAUCAAUUAAAAAAUAUUGUACCGAAAAAAAAAUCAGCAAGAAAAAUAAUCUUCGCAUUAAACUUAGGAAAAAUGUAAGGGACAAUGAUAUUCAAAAUGCAAUUAAUUCUACUCCAAAUAUUUUAAAUAGUAAAAAUAAUAAAAGGAAAAAAUCUUUGGAAAAUGUUGAAAAUAACCUAAUAUUAUAUGAAAUCAAACCAUUAAGUCCUACAAAACUCUCGAUAAGUGUUAAAAAGUUCUACAAUAAUAAUAAAUUCAAAGAAUAUGAAGACAAUAUACAUUUACACAACAAAAAUAAUACAGCGCAUAUAAAGGAAAUGAUGACUAUUAAUACAAAUAAAAAUGAAGAUAAUAACGAUGUCAAACAUAAAAGUAUUUUGAAAUGUGAAAAAAAAUACAGCAGAACUAAAAAGAAGUUAAAACAUUUUAACUAUCAAAAACCUUAUGAUUUGAAUCCACAACUAAAUAAAGAAAAGUAUAAAAAGAAACAGACAUCUAAUAAAAAUGAAUCUACAAAAGUUUUUAGUAAAGAGGGUGACUUAGAAAAUGAUGAAGUGCAUUUGAAUUCUUUACAAUCACAAAUAACAAACGAAACUCAGAAAAAUGAAUAUCUUGUUGAAGAAUACCAAGUAACGCAAUCUACAAUUAAUGCUCUCUCAAUAUCUGUUAAGCGAUUUUACAAAAGUAAGACUCCAUCAAAGGAUAAUGAAAAAGUCAUCAAGGAUAUGCCACUUAUUUCUGAUACUGCAUUUAAUUCAAAAGCAGAUUUUAAUCAGUCUCCUCUAUCGUCAAAAUUAAAUAGUAGUCAUAAAAUAAGUUUAAAUGUAAAACAUAUAAACGAUACAUCUAAUAAUAAGCAACAAAAAGUCACUGCAUUUUUUCCUAUCCGAAGAAGCGCUCGUAAAACAAAAAAUGUAGUCAAUGAAGAAAAACAAUUAGCCUUAGAAGAAGCGAUUGCCUCACAAAAUGAAGAUGGAUUAAAAAUAACUGUAUUCCCUAAUAAAGGCCGUGGCAUAGUAGCAGGUAAAGAUUUUACUCGUGGAGAAUAUGUCGUUGAAUAUUCUGGAGAGUUAAUUUAUGUUCAAGAAGCUCGUAAAAGGGAAGCCAUUUAUUCUCAAGAUACCACCACCGGUUGUUACAUGUAUUAUUUCAAAUAUGGUUCAACACAUUACUGUAUUGAUGCAACACCUGAAAGUUCAAGACUUGGCAGACUUGUAAAUCAUUCAAGAUUUGGUAAUCUUGUACCCAAAAUUGUAGAAGUAGCCGGGCUACCCAGGAUUAUUUUGAUCGCAAAAUGUGAUAUUAAACGGGAUGAAGAAUUAACCUAUGAUUAUGGUGAUCGUAGUAAAGAAUCUCUCAUCAAUCAUCCAUGGCUUGCUUAUUGAGCUAUACACAUUAAUAUAAUUAAUUUUAUCUUAACAUUUUUUUUAUUACUAAUAAAUUAAACUUAAAUAAACAAAAAAUUUAAAUUUGCACUGCCAAUAAA